GUUUUCUUCGCUGGCUCUGUUCUAUUUAUUUAAUUUUAAUUUCUGCCAGGAUUAUCCAAUUUGAAAUGUCUCAGCGAAAACGCAAAAUGAAAUACUAGCGCUACCUUUCGGACAGCGAGGACAGUAGCUCCGACAAGGAUCAGCCAUUGUCAAAAAGAGUCUGCAGCUGAGCGCAUACCGACCGCCUCAUCAGUUUAUAUCGAGUCCAUUCGGCUUAUGGAAAGCGCUUCCGACCACAAAACAUACCAUAUCGGCGGAGUCAAGGUUCAGUUACCCUUCACGCCCUAUCCGUCGCAGCUAAUAAUGAUGCAGCAUAUGAUCCGGGCACUGAACAAUUCGCAGAGCACCAUGAUUGAGAGCCCGACAGGUUUAGACAAGUCCCUGGCGCUCUUGUGUGCUGCGCUUGCGUGGAGGCGCGACUUUGGCACUAAGAGAAGAGUACAAAGGGCCAAGGUGCGCCACGUAGUUUUCAAGUAUGCACUGCAUGACUCCAUACUGCCCACUAAGGAAGAACCAGUGGUUGGUCUGGACCAGAAGAAGGAGAAGAAUAAGGACGGUGCUGGAGAGAAUGACGAUGAUGUACACGCUGGCCCUGCUGCCUUUUCUCUUGCUGUCACUGUUGCUGCCGCUUUUGCUUUUGCCUCCGUUUCUGUUGCCGAUGUUAAAUGUGAGGCGAAUGCCAUCCAUUUAAAUCCUGAUUUGCCUGCAGAGAGCACGCCUGUUGCUGCUGACAGUGUCGCCGAUUUGGGCUCCAAGGUCAAUGCUAACGUGGACAACCAUGCCAUUGACAUUACCGGGGUGAACUUGAUCUUGAACUUUGUUUCCGAUCCUUGCAUUAGCAGCUCUGUUGGUCUUGGCAAUACAUUAUUUUGCAUACCCGCCACACCAGUUAUCGCGUAGUUGACCAACACCAAAGUGCCCAUAAACCCGGUUUUGGGGCCCAAUACCAAUCUGGAAGAGUAUCUGUUAAAUCACCGCAUAUCUGUUGCCAUGGGCGAUUUGCCCAGGACUGUCGUCCAUAUUCUCAAGUUGGCCAGCAUCUACAAUCCGUCGUGGCUGGCACAAAAGGACAUCGCCACUCUCAAAUAAUUUCAGAAACACGGAUACGAUCUUGACCACCCCCCGCAGAUAUAUUUUGGCUCGCGGACGCACAAACAGGUGUCGCAGCUGGUCGACAAGCUGGGAAGGAAGACGCCUUACCGCCUGCGUACAGCUGUCUUGGGGAGCCGCACACAGACCUGU
Kickxella alabastrina is the source of this 1242-nucleotide messenger RNA. RefSeq lists its product as uncharacterized. Bases 217 to 900 code for a protein of 227 amino acids. Gene Ontology annotation, cellular component: nucleus. Gene Ontology annotation, molecular function: DNA helicase activity; ATP binding. Gene Ontology annotation, biological process: double-strand break repair involved in meiotic recombination; nucleotide-excision repair. The transcript has a single exon. Lineage: Eukaryota; Fungi; Kickxellomycota; Kickxellomycetes; Kickxellales; Kickxellaceae. The record is from RefSeq and is a predicted model, not a curated record.